CCCCGCCCGCAGGCUCCCGAGCAGCAGUCGGCGCCCUGCAUCCCGCUGCCCCGGACCCUCCCGCGGGCGCGCACCGGGCUCAACUCAGGCUGAGAACUGCAGGCGGACGUCUUCACUGUCCGGGAAUCAUUGAGUGUGUGGACAGGACAGCCUCCUUGGAAGGCUGGCUAUACCGGAGUCCCGCCUCGGCAUGGGCCUUGCCAUUGAGGCAGCUUCUCAGUCUGUGCUUGUCUGAGGGUACUGCCCGUCAUGGGGGCAGCCAUCUCCCAGGGGGCCCUCAUCGCCAUCAUCUGCAACGGCCUCGUAGGCUUCUUGCUGCUGCUGCUCUGGGUCAUUCUCUGCUGGGCCUGCCACUCCCGUUCUGCCAACAUCGACUCCCUCUCCGAAUCCAGUCCCAACUCCAGCCCUGGCCCCUGUCCCGAGAAGGCGCCCCCACCCCAGAAGCUCAGCCAUGAAGGCAGCUACCUGCUGCAGCCCUGAAGGCCCUUGGCCUAGGCCGGAGUCUGGGACUUAAGACCACCCCACUUGGAACCUGGAAUUGGGAUCCCAGGGUCCAGCCAGCCUGGGGUCCAGAACUCAAGAGUCCAGCCUGUCUGGAGCUGGACCCAGCAGCCCAGAGUCUGGUCGGCCUGGCUCCAAGAGGGGCUCUGCUGGCCCUCGGUAGACAGGCCUGGGGUGGGGGAUUCAUGAGUUGGUGCUAGGGCCAGGGCCAUCUGGACUUUGCUCCAUCCCAGCGGUCGGGGCUGGGUCCACCGCCCCCUAGGCCAAGCGCCUCCAGGCCCUCGAGGUUGGGGAAGCAAUCCAUGGCAAUAAUGGGAGGGUGUCCAGGCUGGGCCCCUUCUCUGGUCCUCCUACUGUUUGCUGGAUAAUAAAUGGAACUAUGGCUCUACCCUGAGAUUUUCUCCUCUUCCUGGGGGCCUUGCUGUAGCAAAAUGAAAGGUUGUAGGUGGGC
Molecule: messenger RNA, 952 nt
Organism: Lipotes vexillifer (Yangtze River dolphin)
Lineage: Eukaryota; Metazoa; Chordata; Mammalia; Artiodactyla; Lipotidae
Gene: ENHO
Product: energy homeostasis associated
Exons: 2
Coding region: 250-480 (76 amino acids)
Biological process (GO): positive regulation of Notch signaling pathway
Cellular component (GO): plasma membrane
Source: RefSeq, a predicted model, not a curated record